Messenger RNA from Epithele typhae, 1254 nucleotides. RefSeq lists its product as uncharacterized. The transcript is spliced from 11 exons. The record is from RefSeq and is a predicted model, not a curated record. Lineage: Eukaryota; Fungi; Basidiomycota; Agaricomycetes; Polyporales; Epitheliaceae. The coding region runs from base 1 to 1254 and encodes 417 amino acids.
AUGGCCUCCAAGCCGAACGCGAUCAUUUUCGGCGGCCUCAACACAUGCUCGCGCACCCUUGCCACGCUUCUCGUCCCGCCCAACGGCGGCGAACGCCUCGUCAAAAACCUGCGUAUCAUUGACAAAUACUCGGUCAGGCCGGCCACUACCUACCUGAGCUCCGUCUUCCCCCAAAUCCUCGACCUUCCCGACGUCGAGUACCGUCAAGCCAACCUCACCGUCGCCUCGACUGUCGCUUCGUGUUUCGAUCCAAAGGAGGGCGAGGAGCCGUUCGACUACGUCUUUGACUUCACGGGCGAGAUCCAGUGGGACCGGCCAGAGGGAAUCCAAAUCGGACACACGCUCAAGAUCGCGCGACUCAUCGGCCUGGAAGCCGCGAACCGGAAGGUCAAGGCGUACGUGCGGAUACAACACCCCUUCUACCAAUGCAAGGACUCUGGCUCGCACGAUGAGAAGGAGGACGUGAAACCGGAAGGCGUGAUCGGCACCUGGUGGCAUGAGACGCUGCGCACCUUGGGUGCGAUUGAGGACCUCAACCUGGUGAUCAUUCGCACGGCCCUUCCUUAUGGCCCGUAUGUCAACUACCUCGCCCUUAUCCCUUUCAUUGCAGUAGCAGCAUGUUACGGACAUCUUAAACAGACCAUGAAAGCUUUGCACUCCCCUGGCAAGUACCCGUCGCACACGGUUCACGUCGAUGAUAUCACGGGAGCGAUGUGGGCCGCUGCGGAAUGGAUGGCGAAGACCGGGCGGAAAGAGGCUGAUGCUGUGGCUGGCGAGGAGAUCAUGUUCAAGAAUGAGAAGAGCAAAGCCAGUGAGGUUGAAGGCAUGGUUUCGCCAUCGACGAAAGUCAUUGCACCUUUAUUCAACCUUGUGAGAGGACGACUCGCAUGUCACCAUGGUCGAGAAGGGAAUGUCAUUGCGUCCUACUUCGGCACGACGUUCGACUUCCACAACUUCGUCACGAAUAUCGCUGCCAAGUUCCGCCUCGAGGACAUCAUUGAGGAUAUAAACGAGGUGCACGUCAGCACGUGGACGACGAUGAUCACGACUUCGAACCCGCCGAUCCCUAACACACAAUUCUCGUCCUAUAUGGAUCUCUACAACCUGAAGAAGCACACCGUUGCUUUCAAUGCGGACAAGAUCAAGCGCGUAAUUGGGUACCAGCUUAAGCGGCCAGAGUUCAACCACGACGCGAUUGGCGAUAUGGUCGAGAAGCUCAAGGCAGAGCACAGCUGGCCAAACAACGAGCCCUGA